Paramecium sonneborni is the source of this 1468-nucleotide messenger RNA. Lineage: Eukaryota; Ciliophora; Oligohymenophorea; Peniculida; Parameciidae. The record is from the annotation of a GenBank genome assembly.
AUUCAUGUCUUAAGAAGAGGUUGUUGCUUGUGAUUAAUGUAAAUAAGUGCCAGACAAUUAUUUAAGUCUAAAUUGUGGUCACUGUUUCUGCUUAAUUUGUAUGGCUCAAAGCUUUUUGAAAGUAUUUUAAUUUAAAAUAAAAGGGUGGAAGAAUCUUUAAAUUAGAGGGAACAGAUAACAUUCAUUAUAUAUGUACUGUAUGUGAAAAAGACACUCCUUUAGAUGAAGGAUCAGUAUCAGUAGUUGAGAGUAUCUGUCAUCAAUUGAUUCAAACUAGUCUAGAAAAGGUUAGAGAAGAUUAAAAUAAUAAUAAUAAAGAAGAUAAACCUCUUGAAUAGAGUCAAAUAAUUGCAUAGCCUAAAUGUGAAAUUCAUACUAAGGAAGAUGCAACAUUAUUUUGUUUCACUUGUGAAAAUAAAUGCUUUUGCAUAAAAUGUCUUUUGAGACAUGAUAAUAAAACUCAUGAAAUUUAGAAUGUUAAUAGCUGUUUAAAAAGAUUGAAGAGUAAAAUGAAUGAUGCUACUCAUACAAUAGGUGCAUCUUUAGAAUUGAUGUAAUUGCAAUUAAAAAGAGUCUAAGAUUAAGAUUCAACUUUAUAAGAGGAAAUGGAUUAUCUUAUGCAAAGAGUAUAAGAAUAGUUUCAUUCCUUAUAUUAAGUGAUUCAAAAUAAAGAAAAAGAAAUUCUAACUUAAUUAGAAAAUCUUAAAGAAAUUCAAGAAUAAUAAACUGAAAAAAUGCUCAAUGAUAUUCAGAUGAAAAUUAACAGUCUUACUUAAUUGAGAAGUGAUUUUGAAAAUAUUGGUUUAAGUGAAUCAUUAUAACCAUCAGUUAGUAUUCUUAACUAUUAUUCUGGAUGCAAACAAAUAAUGUAAAAAGUUAUUGGAUAAAUGAGUUUUAGUGACAUUUUUAGCACUGUUAAAUAUUUUCCAGAUAAUGGUAAUUCAUUAUUUUUUAUUAAGAUUAAUUCUUUAGAUACGACGAAUUUGAAUUGAAGAUACAGAAUUUGAAGGCUCAAAUUGAUAGAUUCUUUACUCAAUAAAGAUCAGUAUCUCAACAUGAAAAGUAGAGCAGAAUUACUCAAAAAUCGGCCAUCAUUGAUUAAUUGUAUCUUAGUUAGAGAUGUCAUACCUAAAUGGAUGAAAGCACUGAUAGUUUUAAAUCUCAUUAAGUGUCCACCUAUUCGAAAAUCAAUACUCCUAUCAAUAAUUAAAGGAAUUUAUAGGCUAAGGUAGAGGAAAUAAAAUAAUUAUACUCAGAUAGAGUGAAGACUUAAUAAAAGUUACAGAAACAGUAGGAAAACAGUUUAAACAAUAUCCAAAGAUCGUUUUCUGAAUUAGCUAGUUUCAAAAAAUAGACAGCUUUAAGUGCCUUAAGACUAUAAUAAGGAUUGUUCGAUUCAAGAGUAACAAAAAAAUAAUAAUAAUCUUAGUAAUAAUAGAUUCAAGAAUCACAACAAGUUUAAAAAUGA